This is a messenger RNA of Geodia barretti, 1026 nucleotides long. The record is from the annotation of a GenBank genome assembly. Lineage: Eukaryota; Metazoa; Porifera; Demospongiae; Tetractinellida; Geodiidae.
AUGCGGAGUAGCGAUACCGAGCCGCCUGACUUCAGUAUAUGGGUGGAUGGUAUCCAACCGCAAACCGGCAGUGUGAUUCCGCCACGUCCGAAGAUCUCUAUUGUGUUACAAGAUACAAAUGGUAUUGAUACUGAGUUCCUCACAAUCGCAAGACAAAAGGACGGCGGUCCGCUUGAGCUGAUUACUGACUAUGAACUCCGCACGCAGGGUGGCUAUCAGACGGUGCCGAUUGAUUACCAACCGAUCCUCUUUCCCGGCGAGUACAUCUUCAAUAUCACAGCACAGGAUUUCAAUGGAAACGCCAUCGGUGGCGACGAGGGGGUUGUCGUCUACAGGUUUUUUGUCACUGAAACCCCAGAUCUCGUUCCACCUACUAUUGACAUCCGGGUUACGACUCCGGGUACGGGUUCGGCGCGCGAACCCCUUGAUGAACCUUUGAUAGAUGGGACAGUACUUACGGAGCAAUCUCGCUUCAAGAUAACCCUUACCGAUGAUAGCGCGCUUGAUGAAAGCGCUUUUCUUCUCAAUUUCGGUAGUGUAUAUGAGACGCUUGAACCGCUGGACGCGAGCGAUUACGCUGAAACCUUCGAUCCUGCUGCUCCCGCAAAUGCCGAUAUCACUUAUGCCCCAAAUCUUCCUAAUGGUGAGUAUCAACUCCAUAUUAUCGCUGCGGAUACCAGUGAAAACACGGCAGAACUUGUUACUACCUUCACCUUAAAUGAGGAAGUCACGCUCAGCGAGGUUUUCAACGUUCCGAAUCCCACGGUUGAUGGGAAGACCUUUUUCACCUAUCACCUCGCACAGGCACCUGAUACCGUUACAAUCAAAAUUUACAGCGUCAACGGUAGACUUCUCCGUACGCUUGUCGAUGCCAGCGCAAAGCGAGGCACCAAUGAGACCCGUUGGGAUGGGAGAGAUGAGACAGGAAUGCGAUGUGCCAAUGGUGUGUAUCUGUAUCGCGUCAUCGCCCGCACAGAAGAUGGAAGCCGAGUCGAACAGAUCGGAAAACUCGCCAUUCUGCGCUGA